AUGUCUAGCUACGAGGAUAGAGACAAGUGCCACUUCUACUACAAGAUAGGUGCCUGUCGACAUGGCGAUCGCUGCUCCAAAAAACACAUACGUCCUGCUAUCUCCGCGACCAUCAUAGUGCCCAACAUGUAUCGUAAGACUGACGCAGACAAUCCUCAAAUGGUACAGGAAAACUUUGAUGCCUUUUACGAAGACGUCUUUACAGAGGCAGCUCGCUUUGGAGAGCUCCAGGCGGUGGUGGUUUGCGAGAACAAAAACGACCAUUUGAGUGGUAACGUGUAUUUCAAAUUCGCAAGCCCUCGGGACGCCCACGCAGCCAAAGAUAGUUUCAACACCCGGUGGUACAACGAGAGACCGGUGUACUGCGAAUUUUCGCACGUCACAGACUUCCGAGAUGCUGUAUGUCGGAAGCACGAUGCGAAUACGUGCGAGCGGGGUGACGAAUGCAAUUUCAUGCACCUGAGACGACCCACCUCGAAGCUAUUGGUAGAGUUGGAAAAGGCACAAUGGCGUCAAAACCACGUCCAGUAA
Messenger RNA from Lachancea dasiensis, 531 nucleotides. The record is from the annotation of a GenBank genome assembly. NCBI's taxonomy places the organism in Eukaryota, Fungi, Ascomycota, Saccharomycetes, Saccharomycetales, Saccharomycetaceae.